AUGAAAGUUGAAAGCAAGAACAAUGACCUUAGUGAUCCUUUUGCUGCAUCACAAAUUAUAGGAGAUAAAUUAUUACAGGGUUGGACACUUCUGAAUGAAUGUUGUCACUUGUGCAUGGUUACUCCACUCGUAAAGCAGAAAAGUAAAGAAGAACGUUUCUGUGCAAAAUGUAAUAUAUAUAUCUCAUUUGACAAAUCGAAUGAGAAAGAAACAAAGAAGAUAUGUGAAAAGAAAAAUGAUCAAGGACACAUUAAAAGAGAGUUACCACAUCAUCAGAAUAACCAAGAUUUACACUCACAAGCGGCAAAUCCAAAUGAAUUUGUAGAUGAAGAGAUUGAUGUUGCGAUAUACAGGAAUACCCAUACAGAGAGCUAUGUAAAUAACAAUGCAAGACCAUGUGUUAAUGUACGUGCACAUAAAAAUGCAUAUGUUGAAGAACAGCCUUGUAUUGAAUUCAUCAAGGAAAUAAAAGUGCAGCACGACGAAUUCAAUGAAAUAUUAAACAAAAAUAUUAUUUCCACGGAUGAAAUUGAGAACUUAUUAGAAUACAAAAAUUACAUAAAGGAAAGAUGUGGAUAUGACGUUGGCGAAUGGUUAAACAGUAAAAAAGGUUACAAGCAAGGGAUCGAAACGAGCAUUGAAAAAGUUGAUCCAAAUGACCCAAAUGACUUAAUUAAUAGAAAAAUGGGUACGGACCUGAUGCAAAAUAAAAUGGUUGAAAGAAAUAGAGAACAGUUGAAAAAUGUAUUAAACACGAAUCAUCACGAGAAUGAAGGAGAUAACAGUGAAAAGCGAGAAUAUUUACAUCACAUACAACACACAAAGCAUGAUUUAAAAAUAUCAGAAGAAAAUUAUUUUUCAAAAAAUAAAAUCGAUUCUAAUAAAUAUACCAACUAUGAGAUGGAAUUGUUCAUUCUAAAUAAAACCAAAGAUGUGCUUUUUAAAAAACUGAAUAAAUACAUAGAACAAUUAAAUAAGAGUGAUAUUAAAAGUCAGGAGAAGGAACAAAUUGACCAAGUCAUAACAAUUGUUAACAUAUUAGAAAGAGUGAAUGCAUUAAAGAGAAAUAUUCACCCUGUCAGUUAG
Molecule: messenger RNA, 1086 nt
Organism: Plasmodium gonderi
Lineage: Eukaryota; Apicomplexa; Aconoidasida; Haemosporida; Plasmodiidae
Exons: 2
Coding region: 1-1086 (361 amino acids)
Source: RefSeq, a predicted model, not a curated record